GCACGCUGGGACACGCAGUCCGACGCUAGCCGCCGCCCAAGGGCCCGUACCCCGCGACUUUGAAAACUCCCGCGGCUGCCUUCGCAGCUCUCGCGAGAGCUCCGUCCCCAGCCCCGCCCCCCGCGCGGCGGGUGAGCGACCGAGGAGUGAAAUACGGCAGAACACAAAUUCACUGGCCCUGACUACUGAUGUGCAGGAAGUGUCUUUUCCACCUACUGCUCCUCCAAUGCUUUGAAGAAUGCGAGACCUAAGGGCUCGGGCAACGAGCAGUCUGCUGCGGUUUCCAGAGGUGACUAUUCAGGCACUUGGGGAAGAUGAGAUAAGCCUGGACUCUGUGCUGUGCGGGAAGUUUUCUGGAGGGAGAAAUGUCCAGGCCUGGUUGGCGUGUGGUCCUCAGCUUGAGGUGGUGAACUCUGUGACAGGAGAGCGGCUCUCUGCUUAUCGUUUUGGUGGAGUAAAUGAACAGUCCCCCACUGUCCGUGUGGUAAAGGAGUUUUCCUGGCAGAAGAGAACUGGACUGCUGGUUGGGUUGGAAGAAGCAGAGGGAAGUGUGCUCUGUCUGUACGACCUUGCAAUAUCAAGAGUGGUUAAAGCAGUUGUUCUUCCAGGAAGGGUAACGGCUAUAGAACCCAUAACUAAUGACGGAGGAGCCAGUGUGAGCACUCGGCAUCUGCAUCAGAGUCUGCGAUGGCUCUUUGGAGUGGCAGUGGUGGCUACAGACGUUGGACAUCUGCUUCUGGUUGACCUUUGUCUGGAUGAUUUAUCUUGCAGUCAGAAUGAAAUAGAAGCAUCAGAUCUAGAAGUUGUCACCAGAAUUCCUGCUGAAGUUCCGCAAAGAAGAGAAACUGUGACGAGGGAAGGGAGACAUCUCUGUUUUGAAUUACAAAAUCCAUCAGGAACAUCAAUAUCAGCGCUGUGCUACAUAAGCAGAAGCAAUCAGCUCGCUGUGGGUUUUUCUGAUGGCUACCUGUCGCUAUGGAAUAUGAAAACUUUGAAGAGGGAGCACCACUCUCAGCUUGAAGGAGGAAGGAUUCCUGUCUAUGCUGUUACUUUUCAAGAGCCCGAGAAUGACCCUCGCAAUUGUUGCUACUUGUGGGCUGUCCAGUCUACACAAGAAAGUGAAGGUGAUGUUGUGAGUUUACAUCUGUUGCAGUUAGCAUUUGGUGACAGAAAACGCUUGGCUUCAGGACAAGUCAUGUAUGAGGGUUUGGAAUACUGUGAUGAAAGGUACAGUUUAGAGCUCACGGGUGGAGUCUUUCCCUUCAGAGGGCAGACCAGCAAUACUAAGCUACUCAGCUGUCAGACCGUGGAAAAAUUUCGCAACCACAUUGACAGAGAGGAUAGUGUUAAUGAAGUAGUGUCUCCUGACACCAGCGUAUCAAUCUUCAGUUGGCAAGUGAAUACCUAUGGCCAGGCAAAACCAUCUACCUAUUUGGGUGUGUUUGACAUUAAUCGCUGGUACCAUGCUCAAAUGCCAGAUUCACUAAGGCCAGAAGAAUUCCUUCAUGAUUGCCCCUACUUUGCCUUGUGGUCACUGGAUUCUGUGAUAAACAUGACUUCUCCAAACCUCAUUUUGGAUAUUGUGGUACAUGAGCGGAGUCUAAGUCGGGGAGUUCCUCCUUCUUAUCCACCACCUGAGCAGUAUUUUAAUCCAAGCACCUAUAAUUUUGAUGGUACGUGCUUGCUGAAGUCUGGAGUUGUUCAUAUGACCUGCACCGGCUUCCAGAAGGAGACCUUGAAUUUUUUGAAGAAAUCUGGCCCUUCAGUAAGUGAAGCCAUUCAUGAUAGCUACAAUAGGUGUCUUGCCGCUGGCUUGCUGUCUCCAAGACUAGUGGAUGUCCAGCCCUCCAGUUUGAGUCAGGAGGAGCAGUUACAAGCGGUAUUGUCAGCUGCUGUCCACACAGGUUCUUUAGAGCUUCUGACUGGAUGCAUUAAACACUGGACAUCUGAAGAGCAGCCAAAUUCUGCUGCUAAUUUACGGUUUGUUCUUGAGUGGACGUGGAACAAAGUGAUCUAUGCAAAACACGAAUUUGACCAAAUUGGUGUUCCGCUGUUUGAUGGCUCUUGCAACUUCAUUGACCCGCAGACAUUGCAAUCUCUUCAGCACUGCCAGUUGCUUCUGAGCAACCUUAGCACAAUCUUAAACUGUUUCCUAAGAGAAGCACAGGAGCUUACAGAAAAAGGUUGUGCAGACCUGAGAAAUAAGCAGGUGGUAACCAGCCUCAUUUCUUUGUAUGCACAAGUGGUCAUCUGGUUUUGUCGAUCCAGUCUCCUCCCAGAGGGUUUAGAUGAUGAUAUGCAUUUGUCUAGACCUUUCUACAACUAUCCUUUGAUUCAGAGGUACUAUACUGGCCAUCGACAGAAACUUGAACGUUUAUCAGGGGGAAAAUGGGAUUCUGACUGCUUGAUGAUUGAUGGAAUGGUUUCCCAGUUAGGAGACCAAGUCGAGAAGCUGUGGAGGAGAGAUGAAGGAGGAACUGGGAAAUACCCACCGGCUAGUUUACACGCCCUGCUGGAUCUCUAUUUGUUAGAAAGCAUUGAAGAGAGCUACAAACAUGCAAUUGUAUCCUUUCUAGUAAUUCUCAUUGCACCUUCAGUAUAUAUUUUGUCAGAAACUUUUGAAUAUCUUUGUUACACGUGUGGCUGUAUGUAUCGUAAUAAACCGGAUCUCUACCGUCUACAGAAUUCCCUGGCCCUGCUCUUUCAUCCAGCUACGAUCAAAACUGUGUCCUGGCAACAUAGGAGGAUUAUUCAAGCCCUCAUGAGCCAAGGAGAGCACAGACGAGCCCUCAGAUAUUUACAGAUGAUGAAGCCAUCGAUGUCAAGCAGUAGUGAAGUUCGGCUUUUCCUCACCGUGUUGUUGUCCAAUAGGUGCAUGGUGGAGGCCUGGGCUCUGUUGCACCAACACACGACUAAGUUAAAUACGGAAGAGCUGUUAAAGCACAUGUAUGAGCUCUGCCAGGAGAUGGGACUAAUGGAAGACUUGCUGAAGCUGCCUUUCACCGACUCUGAACAGGAGUGUCUGGAGAAGUUUCUGCAGACCCGUGCUGGUGAUCAGAAUCAUGAAUUUCUUCUAGUCCACCGUCUGCAGCGUUCCAAUUAUAUUCCAGCACUGCAGUUGAAUCAGUCAAUGAAGGUUAAUCUUAUGGGUGAUCGUGAUCCUCGCCUGAGAGAGAGAGCAGUUGCCAGAAAUUCUAUAUUAGAACAGUAUGGCAAGAUCCUUCCUAGAGUUCAAAGGAAGCUGGCUUUAGAGAGAGCCAAGCCUUACCACUUGCCUUCAUCAGUCUUAAGAGAAGUUGCAAGACCAAAGCCAUUAUCAACAGUAGCAAAACAAGCUAAUGCAGGACCUGUGCAUACAAGAGCAACUUUCAUCAGUAACGUGUUGUCCAAAAUUGGAGAAGUGUGGGUAGGAAAUGAGCAGAAAACCAGUUUUUUACAAUAUGAUAGCCCUAGAGCUACAGAACCACCAGCACAUCCUCUCCCUGCUGCAGAGUUGCCCGAUGCAUUUGUUGGGACACCAGUUACAAAAUUCUCACAGAAACGUUCCAGAUUGCUGGAUUCGGUGGUUCGUCCUGUUCCUUCGUGUUCUGCAGAGCAGGGUGGUGGCUGGCAGUCAUCAUGCAGAGAUUCUACUUCAUUCAUGGCAUCCAGCCCAGUGAAUUCAAAUCCGCAUGGUUCCGCCUUACAGAAGAAGUUUUUAAGAGCAUCAGAGCUGAAUCUGCUAGAGACUCCUCUGGUGGUUAAGGUUUGUGUUCUAAAAGACCAGUAACAACCAACCACAACAAAAGCCUGUAAACGGUCUUCGAAAUGAACCCCCCAAAGUACUAACGCAAACACUGUUGGAUUCAAAGUGUGGAAUCUU
This is a messenger RNA of Pezoporus occidentalis (night parrot), 3862 nucleotides long. It is a transcript of the gene AHCTF1, whose product is annotated as AT-hook containing transcription factor 1. Lineage: Eukaryota; Metazoa; Chordata; Aves; Psittaciformes; Psittacidae. The transcript has 27 exons. The record is from RefSeq and is a predicted model, not a curated record. The coding region runs from base 239 to 3769 and encodes 1176 amino acids.